AUGGCUGACUCGGGCAGCCGACAAACCGUAAAGUAUCAUCGAAGGUUGGAUAGAACACCAGAAAAGUAUUUUGAAAAGCUUCCAGACUCCGAGAAAAAGCUGAUAAGUGCUGUUAGAGACGCUUUAGAGGGCUGCAGGAAAAAAGUUGAUACUCUUAAAGAUGAUUUGGCUGAAAAAACGAAGACUGAGGAAGGAAGCAGAAGAUUACCUGAAAGCAUAUGUUGAUCCCUACACAUCACCACUUGUGAACUCAGAACUCCGCAUGCGACUUCCACGGGCAGGCAAAGUGGAUCCAUUCGAAGACAUAAAUGCUCACAUAGCAUCAAAUGUUAUGGAACUAGCAGAAAAUGCUAUUGUUGAAAAUCAGGAACCCAAGACAUAUAUGCAAGGAUCCUGCAAAACUGAAAUAAUGAAAAAACAAAAAGUGCAUCGUUCUCUGAAUUUUUAUCCCUCAAAGUCUCAAGCUGACAGCCAGUAUGAUGUUGAUGGAGACACAGAGGAAGACAGUUCAACAGACGAAGAGUUACCAGCUUUCCAAGAAGCAUGCACUGGCUACAAGAAACAGACAUCUAGACAGAGAACACAUUCUGUCCCACCAGUAAUGUCUCACUCUCCUGUUGUAUGGUCUGCUGGCUAUCCUGCACUGCCUUACAUUCCCCAAUCUCACCGGCCAGCAUCCUGUCCUCUGUACUAUAGUCUGACCCCCUGGAGUUCUGCUAGCUCCUUGGGAAUGUUUCCAUCAUUCCCUGUCAGUACUAGAGACCCUCAAGACAUGGCAUCUUUGCAAAAAUCCCAUUCCACUCAGCAAGGGCUUGGAGUUGCCCAGUCAUCAGGAAAUCAGGAACCAUCUUCAGAAGGCAAGUUAGAUGAAGCAUCUUCAGACAUCAUCAAAUGCGAGAACACCACCUCUGCACUGCUGGCGGCACCUCAGAGAAUGUCCAAGGCUCCAGUCCUAGAAUCAUCUGGCCCAAGAGAAGGAACUUCCCAAGAGAUGCACAAUGACAGCAGCAGCAGCAUGUCAUCCCAUUUGGGUUUGCCAUCUUCUGUCAGUGUCCCUGGAGGCAGCAGUGUUUUGUGGCACCCCAUGUUUUCUGUGCCAUCUUUUCCAGUAGGGUUUGAUGGGGCUGCAGGAGGAGAUGUCUCUGGCCAGCAAACAGCUUUUCUGCAUGAUGAAAUUUGCCGCUUGCAAGAACAAAACAGACAGCUAAAAGAAAAUCUUGGGUUAAAAUCCCAAGAACUUGAAUCUCUCAAACUUCAUAUUUCUCUAAAUUCAUCCACUGAUGGAACAUUGGAUGCAUCCUCUGUAAACAAACUAACAGAGUUUAUGGCAGAAGUGAAAGUAGCUCAGGAGAAGCAGGAGAAGGUAACUCGAGCUAGGAUUCAUCAAGCCGAUGAAGACAGAGAUAAGGCAGUGCUGGAACUCGACAGGGCGUUAACUCAGGCAUGUGUCACAGACAGACACAGAGCAGCAACGCCACAGCUGGAUGAUAGCUCUUCAGACACAGAUGAAUCUGAUUUUGAGCAUUUACCAAGAAAGAAAAGAGGUGGUAGCAAACACUGCACCAGCAGCCAUGGCAGUAGCAAGGAAAGAAGAUUGUCUGAAUGCAGUGAAGGGUCAAAGAGUCACUAUGGUGGAACAGCCUUGUUAAAAGAGCUGGAAAACAGAUGCCAGCGGGAACGAGAAAUUUACCUAGAGGAGAUGCAGGUGUUGAUGGAGCAGCGAGACCAGGCCUUACAGGAGGUGCGCUGUCUGAAAGAAAAGCAGCAGCUGCGACAGCUGCAAGUACCAACUCAGCGAGAACAAAUGUUGUUGGCCAAGAUUGCAGUCCUACAGAAGGAGCGAGACAGUGCUAAUGAAGCCAUCAGACGUUUGAGAGAUGAGCAAGUUGACUAUGGUUUAUUGUCAAGCCUACACAAGGCCCUUUUUGUGGACAGCACUGUCAAUCAUUUGUCAACAGCACACUCAACUAAGAAGAUGUAUCCAGCUAAGGAGAAAAACCACAGUGACAAGAAAAAAGAUCGUGAUGACAAGGAAAAAGACACUGAUGAUAAGGAGAAGGAAGAGAGUAAGAUGAAUGAAAAGGAGGACAAUCAGCUUUUGGAGCAGCUCCGGCAAGCAGAUCAUGAGAGGGCGCUGCUGCAAGACCGUUGUCAGGAGCUGGAGAGGCAGCACAGGCGGGAGAGAGAGGAGAGAAGCAAGUUGGAGCGUCUCACUGGAGUGUUGCAAAAGAAGUUAAUAGCAUUGGCCAAGUCCAGCAAGCAUGGUGAACAAGAGGAAAAUACUGCAUACAGUAAAUAGGACAUGGGCAGACAAAUCUGUGCUUGAGUAAAUGCUCUUUGGGUUUCCCAUUUUUUGAGUUAGUUGUUGUUUACAUUGUUAUGGGAUACCAUAUUUAUUUGUGCAAGACACAUUUUGUCAAAGUAUAUUUUUAGUAUUUCCUAAGAAAUGUUUACAUUCCUUUAUGACAGCUUUAAGAAUGUUCUACUUUUCCUUUUAGAAUCUUGACAUUCAUGGGAGCUAGAGACUACCUGCAUUUUUGGGGCUAAUUCCUGGGGGAAGUGCAUGUGAAACUGACUGAGGGAGAGAACUUCCCUCACACACAUAGAAUGGUGCUUAAAUAGAUGUUAGCAAUAAUGCCUGCAAACAUGUGAAAAGGAAGAUUGGCAGCAUAGAUGUAUUAGUGUGUGCAUUUGUGAAAAGUUCAUUUAAUUUAAAUAAACAAUCACUUUAUGAUAUUAUCCAGGAAAACAGCAAUAGCAUAUUUGUGCUGUUUUACAACAAUGCAUAUAUAUUUUUUGUUGUUGCUUGAAAUAGAUACAAAAGGAGCUUUCAGAAUGAGUCCGAUAUUUCUUUGUUUUUUUAUUUCUAAACAUCAGUGUGCAAUGUGGUGAACUUUGCUACUUAUUUAUGGGGAGCAGAAAUAAGAAAAUACACACUUUUGCAAAGAAUUCUAGUAUAUAUUUUUGUCUGUUGUUUUGUGUUCAAAUUUAAAGACUUUUUGGGAUAAGCACUAAGAACUUAUAAAUUUAGAAUUUAGAAUGCUUCAUUCUCUAGUUUUGGUUGUUUUAUUGGAACCCCCAUUGUGCGAUACUGACAUUCCUGAUUUUUAUUGUUUACAAGUUCAUUAUACUUUACAUGGAGUGCAAUUCUUUUUCUUCAUGCAAUCUUUAUACAAACAUCUACACUUACUCAUAAAUGUGUGUAUGGUCAUUUAGUUGUACACACACAUUGUGUUUGUACAAAUCUCUAAUGAUCAUUUAUGAUGUGACUUGUUUUAUGAGCAUUCCAGUUCUGGUAUUUUUGAUUUUCCAAAAUAUCCAAGGGACUUUUGCUUGUGAUGGUUUUGUGACCUCGCCAAAUGUGAGAACAUUUGGAAAAGCAUGCAGCUAUCCACUAAAGCAGGGGUGAGAGUACUCCGUCCUGGGGAUGGAAAGUAAAAUUUUUAAUUUUUACUGAUUAUGAAGGGCCAGAAACUAUGAAUCAUAAAGCAGUAAUUCAUCCUAUCAUGAACGAUACAAUAUGCCACUGGUAAUAGGUAUCACUAUUGUGUCACUUGUGGAAAUGGAUGUCGCUGCGAUUGUUUGAUUUUGUGGGCUGUCAUCCAAAAUGUGAAUCUCUAACAAAGACAACAAAGAAGACUUUCUGCAACUCUCAAAAUCUGUGAUACUGCCAAUAAAUUGAGGUAGGAAUGGCUUCUCAAAGAAGAUGCUGCAAAAAGAAAAUUUGAAACGGCUUCAUAAGAUCAAUGUUUGUGGCAAAGUUUGGUGUGUUCAACCAGUAUGAUUUUAUUUCCUUUCGUUAGUGGGUAUUAUCAAUACAGUUUUAGUGGAAUAAAUUUUGAAAUGUAAAUCAUUGCUCAAUGUUCAGAAUUGAUAAAACGCACAAGAACACCCAAACUUCGAUAAAGGCUACUUUCUUUGAACACUUAUUUUUUAAUGUCUCCAAAAGCUAUUACAGUUUGUUUUCAAGAUUUUAGGACUCGUAGUGCAAUUUUCUUACUCAUUGAAAUCAGACUUGCUGAAUAUUUGUUUUAUUAUUUUUAGAGAACUGAACUACCAGUAACAGGUACCUUUGGUCUCUCUCUUAAAUAUUGAUUGUGAUGAUAAUGAAUGACUCAUAAAUUGCCAUUUCACAUGGUGAAGCUUGUUAAUAACCUUAUCUCAUUUGACACAAAAUUAUCUUGUUUAACUGUUCAAUGUGGGGCGGAGGGGUGCAUUCAAAAGUAAUAUCAAGAAUUAAAUGAAUUACUAUCUGAUCUGUAAAAAAAUCGUCAGCUUCAAUAUGUCUGUAUUUGUCACCAACAGACAUAAUUUUACAUAAAAAUUAACUAUAGAAAAAAAAUGACGCAAACAACCAUCUGCUAUGCGGUUUUGCCUACUGUGCGCAGACAUCUUUAGUAAGGCCAGGAAAGCAUGGAGGAAAAGGGCGCAGAAACAGAACAAUGUCUCACAUGUAACAGUGCUAAGCAAAUUCACAAAAAGUAGUCUGCUUCCAGUAUAGUAAUACUGAGGUUUCUUUUUUGAACUGCUUUAAGCCUAAGAUACAUUUAUUUCCAGAAAACUCUGCUACAAAAGUAAUGGCAAUAAAAUUGUGCAUAAACAUGAAGAUCAAUGCAAACAUCCAUCACUGGAUCUUUUUUUUUUUAAAAAGGAACAGUAUUAGGUUUUGGUGGGUAUUGGAUUUUUUUUGUUUACAGCAGAGAGGUUUUGUAAAGGGUCAUUGUACCUUCUUUAGAAACUGAAUAGUUUUUCAGUCAGCACAGCAAUUGAGCCAUUUUUAUCAUUUAUCAAGUCUUUUUUUUAUGAGAUUCCACAGUUUUGUGUACAAUGCUUGGAACAGUUUGAACUAUAUUGUCCAUAUUUGUUCUAAGGCGUUCAGCAGAAAAAUUUGAUUUUCUUUUAAUGAUCAGCAAAUUGUCAGAAAAGCUUACAACAUUUUGUUCAUACCAGAAAAUGUUCUAGCAGGAGAAUCUGUUAUAUUCGAGUUCAGACAAAUGUACUAUGCCUAUAUGCAGAAGUAGUGUUAACUUGAAAUCCUUUACACCCUCUGCAGUCCAACUGCUCAACCAUAAGAUUAUAGAUAAAUUGUCAGCUGUAAGUGCCCAUGGGUGUGCCUUAACCCCCUUAGCACUGCAUAAAAAUAUAAUCAUGUAAUAAAACAAUGGCAUAUUUCUUAAAACGUUGAAGACUCAGUGGGUGAUGUUUUUUAUACUUUGCUGCUCUCAGGUAAAUAUUAGACCACAAAACCUAUAUAUUUUUGAAAAGGAGAAUGCUUGAGCUUUGCAAUAAAAGUAAUGAAAAUUGUUUCCUUUCAUUUUGGUAAUAGCAAUAAUCCAAGAAAAUUCAGUUUUCUAUUCUUGGGUCAUAUGAGCAGGGACAUGAUCAUGGCCCAUUGCACUCCACCAGCAAAACCACAAUCAUGGCCCAUUGCGCUAAGAGGGUUAAGAAUACAUGUUUUUUUGUUGUGCUAUGAUGCACCACUUCCCUUGUAUUGUAACUAUCUGGGUUUUUUUAGCUUUUGUAACAGAAUACAAUUACCAAGUUAUUAUUGCUCAUGGGGAUUAAUAAAGUUGGUCAUUUGUCAAUAUUGUGAACUAUCAGAGACAUUGUAUGACUUGUAAUAUGUUAUGUGUGUGAAAGCGCAUAUGCGACUACAUGUCAUAUAACGUUAUGUGCCUAGCCCCUACUGCUACAUGCCUCUCAAAAACUUUCAGUCCCAGGAAAAUUCUGGCUCCCACUCAUGGGAAAGCAAGUUACAUUUGAUUGAUUCAACAGCCAGAUUAUUUCAAAAGUGUCAAUUCAGCUGAACACUAUCGUGAACUUGGCAGUCUAGUCUCUUUAGUGGUUGCUGAACCCUAACCCUAUGCCCCUUUUUUUCCUCACUGGAAAAGUAUAUGGUUGCAUGUAUCUAUCACACAAGAGAGGGGGGGUGGGGAAUUGGUGUUUUACACCCUGCCAGCAACUGAGGCUAUAUUACGGCAACGCAGCCAGCCCUGUAAACAGAUGCCAUGUGCAGAGAAAGAACAGAGUGCCCGAGACGAGAAAUGAACUCUGGGCAGCCAACCUUCACUGUAUUGGUGACAGCCGCUAACCGUUGUGCCACCGGACCGCUACACAAGAGAGAGGAUGCAAAAUAAGCACAACAUAAAAAGCUAAUUAUUGUGACUAUCGCAAGCAUCAUCAUACUACGAACAGAGCUUAACGCUGUAACAAGUUACUGAGAUGAUUCCACACACAUUUUUGACUAAGCACAUCUUCAAUAGCCUUACAGGAUUGGCCAUUUCCAUCAUGUUUUAUAUUUGAUGAUGUGUUUUUGCAUCAUUCAUGUUAUUAGCCGCCAACUUUCUGGUUUCAUUUUGGCUGCUGGUCUUGUAAAUGUGCUUGGGUUUUAUUUUUUUUGACUUUGUUAAAUGUGAGGUGUGGUGGCAAGAAGUCACAUUUGUUUAACAGUCUUAGACUUUGAUUUCAUGGUUCAUACAUGUAUCAGUGAAGAUAUUUAUGGUAAUUGGAUCCCAAGACAAAAUUACACUAAGCAAUGUACGAUUUUUAAAUGUGUCAAGUGUCAACACAUCAACCAUUGAAAUGCUGAUGCCAAAAAAUGCCAUUAUUAGGGAGGUAAAGGUUUCUGAUAAUAAAAUCAAUCUCCAUGCG
Molecule: messenger RNA, 6651 nt
Organism: Pomacea canaliculata
Lineage: Eukaryota; Metazoa; Mollusca; Gastropoda; Architaenioglossa; Ampullariidae
Product: centrosomal protein of 162 kDa-like
Exons: 13
Coding region: 161-2299 (712 amino acids)
Source: RefSeq, a predicted model, not a curated record